AAUGACACAGUGUACUGGACAGACAUGGGCCUGAACACAAUCUCCAGAGCCAAGAGGGAUCAGACCUGGAGGGAGGACAUCAUUACUACGGGCAUCAGCAGGGUAGAGGGCAUCGCAGUGGACUGGAUCGCUGGUCAGUAUUGUCUUCUGUAAAUUGUACAAAAUGGCUUCUUACUAUGUGGUCCUAUGUGGAUAUACCACCCCCAAACAUUUCCUUAGAUUUUAUCUCAAUGAGACUACCCUGUAUAAAUAAAGGUACCUGUAUAAAUAAAGCUAUACAUGAAAAUAUUCUAAUCAAAUUGAAAGAUUGUCACUGGGAUAAAUUACGCAUGUCUACUGAAGUGUCCUUUAAAAUUACAUUUUCAUGUUGUGAAUUAUCUCCUUAGUUUCUGAUGAGUAAGAGUAACACUGUUCUUUGUACAACUCUAAUACCAGUAUUGUUGUCUUCUUCCCACAGGUAACCUUUACUGGACAGACCAUGGUUUUAACCUCAUAGAGAUUGCCCGUCUUAGUGGUACCUACCGUUGUGUAGUCAUCUCAGAGGGACUCGACCAACCUAGAGCCAUCGCUGUUCAUCCACAGAAAGGGUAUGUCUGUUUGUUUGUGUGUGUGUGUGUACGUGCUUGAGUGCAUGUUUGUAUGUGCGCCAGGGGCGUCAAUUGGGUAUGCAUACCCUAGAUCAACACCAACAAUUUAAAAUAGGCUACUAAAAUAAUUCCAAUCCCGAUUAAAAGGCAAAUGCAGUUUAGAUGUUAGUUGUCUGACUUUAAGACCAUGCGGACGCCUGGGAGCUGGAGGGAAGGCUGUUUGUAUGGCUGGUAGGCUUUAUGGAAAGCAGAGAUCUGUAUAUAAUGACGAGAUGCUUAUGUGUCCGCCGUAACAAUGGGAGUCGUCCCAAAGGCGGGAAGGCAAGCGACAAGUUUAUACUGUAGGUCCAACGUUUUUAACAGAUUUUGGUGAGAGUGAAACCUCUCGCUUCGCCUCUUCCUCUCUGUAGAAAACACAUAGCUGCAGGGAAGAGCGGAACUUUUUCUCAACACAUUGUAGAGGUAAAGAUGGUUGUAGUAGACUACAUUGGCUAGGUAACUGCUGUUUGAAACUAAGCUAGAGUUUUAAACCCGGUGCUGAGCUAGUACGUAGCAGGCAGCUAAUUAUUGUAUGACGUGUUUGUUAAACGUUAAGUCCCCUAUUAACUUAGGUGAAUGAUGCUACAGCAGCAGGGUGAUAAUGGCUGUAGUCAAUUUCGCUUGUUUUUGCUCUUCUCCAAAUAGUAUUUUAGAGUUUUUAAAUUGUGUAGAAAUGCAGUAAAUGAGCAUAUAUAAAUUAUAUACACUACAUGACCAAACGUAUGUGGACACCUGCUCUUCGAACAUCUCAUUCCAAAAUCAUGGGCAUUAAUAUGGAGUUGGUCCCCCCUUUGCUGCUAUAACAGCCUGGGAAGGCUUUCCACUAGAUGUAGGAACAUUGCUUUGGGGACUUGCUUCCAUUCAGCUACAAGAGCAUUAGUGAUGUCGGGCACUGAUGUUGGGUGAUUAGGCUUGGCUCGCAAUCGGCGUUCCAAUUAAUCCCAAAGGUGUUCGAUGGGGUACAGGUCAGGACUCUGUGCAGACCAGUCAAGUUCUUCCACACCGAUCUCGAUAAAACAUUUCUGUAUGGACCUUGCUUUGUGCAGUGGGGAAUGUCCAUGCUGAAACAGGAAAGGGCCUUCCCCAAACUGUUGCCACAAAGUUGGAAGUGCAGAAUCGUCUAGAAUGUCAUUGUAUGCUGCAGCGUUAAGAUUUCCCUUCACUGGAACUAAGGGGCCUAGCCCGAACCAUGACAAACAGCCCCAGAUCAUUAUUGCUCAUCCACCAAACUGUACAGUUGGCACUAUGCAUUCUGGCAGGUAGCAUUCUCCUGGCAUCCGCCAAACCCAGAUUCGUCUGUCGGACUGCCAGAUGGUGAAGCCUGAUUCAUCACUCCAGACAACGCGUUUCCACUGCUCCAGAGUCCAAUGGCGGCAAGCUUUACACCACUCCAGCCGACGCUUGGCAUUGUGCAUGGUGAUCUUAGGCUGCUCGGCCAUGGAAACCCAAUAAUAAUUAUUGUGCUGAAAUUGUUUCCAGAGGCAGUUAGGAACUUGGUAGUGAGUGUUGCCACCGAGGACAGAUGAUUUUUACGUGCUUCAGCACUCGGCGGUCCCAUUCUGUGAGCUUGUGUUGCCUACCACUUUGCGGCUGAGCCGUUGUUGCUCCUAGAAGAUUCCACUUCACAAAUAACAGCACUUACAGUUGACCGGGGCAGCUCUAGCAGGGUAGAAAUUUUACAAACUGACUUGUUGGAAAGGUGGCAUCAUUGAAAGUCACUGAGCUCUUCAGUAAGGCCAUUCUACUGCCAAUGUUUGUCUAUGGAGAUUGCAUGGCCGUGUGCUCGAUUUUAUACACUUGUCAGCAAUGGGUGUGGCUGAAAUAGCCGAAUUCACAUACUUUUGUAUAUAUAUAUUUAUUUAUUUAUACAAAAUAUAAAUACAUUCUAGGAGGAAAUCAGUAGAAACAGACCAGUAGAAACAUGCUCAGACCAGUAGAAACACGCUCAGAUGUGCUCCUAGCUCCUGCAGUGAUGUUUGUUGUCAUGCCUGACCUAUGUGAAGUUGUUUAGCAGUUGUAGGUGUUGUGUGCAGUCACAGUAUGAUUUGUUUCAGUUUGCCACUAAACGUUCGAGAUCGACUGUUGACACUGCGUGAAAGAACAGCUGGAGGCCCAUGACAGGCUCACAUUUCAACCAUUUUCUGAAAACAGAGGGCUGUAACACCAAAGUAUCCUCUCUAGACCCAAUAGAAGUAGGCUUUGAGGUGAACUACAUUGUAAAACUAUGUGAUUUCAGUUGCAUUGCUUCUGAUAACCUCCUUAUCAGAUUAGAUCAGACAUUUUGUGUAUCCUUUCAGAUCUGUUCCUGUUGUCCAAGCAGUUAGAUGUCAAUAAUAUUACAGUUUACCACUGUCUCUCUCUCUCUCUCUCUCUCUCUCUCUCUCUCUCUCUCUCUCUCUCUCUCUCUCUCUCUCUCUCUCUCUCUCUCUCUCUCUCUCUCUCUCUCUCUCUCUCUCUCUCUCUCUCUCUCUCUCUCUCUCUCUCUCUCUCUCUCUCAAUUCAAUUCAAUUCGAUUCAAUUCAAAGUGCUUUAUUGGCAAAGCAAAUGAAAUAUAUAAUAAACAAAAGUGAAAUAAACAAUCAAAAAUUAACUGUAAACAUUACACUCAUAAAAGUUUCAAAUGAAUAGAGACAAAUGUCAAAUUAUGGGAAUGUACAGUGUUGUAACGAUGUGCAAAUGGUUAUAGUACAACAGGGAAAAUAAGUAAACAUAAAUGGUUGUAUUUACAAUCUCUUGCUCCCCACCCCCCCUCCCCUCCCUCCCUCCCUCCAUCCCUCCCUCUCUCCCCCUCCCUCCCUCCCUCUCUCCCCCUCCCUCCCUCUCUCUGGCAGGUAUCUGUUCUGGACAGAGUGGGGCCAGAGCCCCUGCAUAGGGAGAGCCCGUCUAGAUGGGUCUGAUCAGGUCACCCUGGUCAACACUGGCAUCGGCUGGCCCAACGGGAUCUCCAUAGACUAUGAGGUACAGUACUGGACAUCCUCCUGA
Coregonus sp. 'balchen' is the source of this 3608-nucleotide messenger RNA. NCBI's taxonomy places the organism in Eukaryota, Metazoa, Chordata, Actinopteri, Salmoniformes, Salmonidae. The record is from the annotation of a GenBank genome assembly.